Effrenium voratum is the source of this 1335-nucleotide messenger RNA. The record is from the annotation of a GenBank genome assembly. NCBI's taxonomy places the organism in Eukaryota, Dinophyceae, Suessiales, Symbiodiniaceae.
CGAGCUUCUUGGUUCGCAUCAUUGAACGGAAGCCUCGCGUUGAGCGCCAGGCGCGGUUGGUGCAUGGAAAAUCGCGUUUCGCCAGAUGCCAAUGCAAAUGCCGCAGCGUUGCCGUUACCUCCCUCGAAUUUGUUGGGAGGUGUUGUGGCCGGGGCCUCCCUGUGCCACGUGGUCCUGCCAGCCUUCAUGGACGACACCUUCGCACUGGUGCCGCACCACACGAUUUUCAGCCCCAUUGCUUCCUUGCCGUUCCCCUUCAUUUGGAACCUGCUGACCGCGCACCUCUUCGAGGCUUCCCUGCUGCGCGCUCUGCUGGUGACGCCGGCCGUGGUCUGCAUGGCGCAGCGACUAGAGCGCCUGUGGUUAGAACUCGGAGGACUCGCUGGCGCUAUGUCCUGGCGCCGGGGCCUCUUGUACCUGGCCUUCUCCUGUGUGGCCACCUCCCUCGUCUUCCUGGUUUGGGAGGUGGUCGAGGUCUUCCGGACGAGUCGGGAGAAGGACUUCUUCUCUGGAACCCGAGGGUGCUGCGGCCUGGUGGUGGCGUUGUCUGUGGGCCUCCGCCACGCUUACCCGCUGGAGGCGCUUCCCUUCGUGCCCAAGGCCUGGGGCCUGCAGUGCCAGCAUCUCCCUUUCUGCCUCGCGCUGCUCUGUACGCUGCUGGGGCUGGGGAGCCUGCUGCCCGAGUGGCCCUAUGCACCUUUGGCCUUCUUCUUUGCCUGGUUUUACCUGCGCUACCUGAUGUGGUUCUCGCAUGCAAGGGCGUACGGCGACCACUCGCCGGACUUCUUGUUCGCGAACCUCUUCCCGCCCGCUCUGCGGCCGAUCGCUGGUGCAGUGGGCGCGCUCACGCACAACUUGGCGGCCGCCGCGGCGCCGGGGCUUCUGCGCCUCCGCAGCCCCGAGGAUGAUGCCGAGCGGGCGGAGGCCAUUGUCUACGACCCCAGCCGAAUGGUGGAUGGCGCAGUGCUCUGGAACUCCGCGGGGGCCAUGAGCCUAGCCCAUGCGAGUUCUUCUUCCCCUUGGCCCUCGCCGCUUUUCCCCGCACAGUCCGGCGAGGUCUUGCCUGGCGCUCCCGGCUCCAAGGAAUACGACGCCCGGAGGGCCAAGGCCCUGAAGCUCUUGGACGAGUCCAUCAGCUCCAUGCUAGUGCCCAAAGGCGCGCGGCCCGAUCCUGCGCCGGAGUCUGCAGACCCCAGCACGGCCCCUGAUGCCAGGGCGGUGGCCAAUGGCGACAGCGAGGCCAACGGCUGACGCGCCGCGGCUGUCGGGUAGACCCCAAAAAUCGCUGGAGGUGUUCGGUGCGGAGUGAACCGCUCCUUUCUCAGCCGUUCAAGG